Messenger RNA from Amphimedon queenslandica, 1242 nucleotides. Its product is annotated as tetraketide alpha-pyrone reductase 1-like. NCBI's taxonomy places the organism in Eukaryota, Metazoa, Porifera, Demospongiae, Haplosclerida, Niphatidae. The record is from RefSeq and is a predicted model, not a curated record. Gene Ontology annotation, molecular function: oxidoreductase activity, acting on the CH-OH group of donors, NAD or NADP as acceptor. The transcript has 2 exons. The coding region runs from base 42 to 1190 and encodes 382 amino acids.
AGGGGCCUGAAGGGCAAAAAUAGCUGAGCUUAGAAGCAAGCAUGUCUUUGGAAGAGCCUACUUCUUCACCACCCCAAGUUCUUGUUACUGGAGCCUCUGGUUAUGUAGCAUCACAUCUUGUUCAACACUUGCUCGUUGGAGGUAAAGUUAAAGUACGAGGUACUGUACGUAGUCUGAAGAAUGAGUCCAAGAGUGCCCCAUUGAUGAAACUGGUACCAGAUGCAAAGUAUCCACUGGAACUAGUUGAAGCUGAUUUACUUAACGAGGAAUCAUGGAUAGAAGCAGUUAAGGGAUGUGACUAUGUGUAUCACGUAGCAUCACCAAUUAUUCGACUGGGAGCCACAGUUUCAGAUGAGCAGAAUGAGAUCAUAAAGCCAGCAGUAGAUGGUACACUGAAUGUACUUAAAGCUUGUGUUGCAGCUGGUACUGUCAAACGUGUCGUAAUCACCAGUUCGGUUGCUGCAGUUUCUGGUGGUUUUAUAGCUCCACGGGACACGCCAUACACUGAAGAGGAUUGGGUUGAUGAAUCGACAGUUCCUGCAUAUGAAAAGAGCAAGGCACUUGCAGAGAAAGCUGCAUGGGAUUUUGUAGGCAAACUUGAUGAAGACAAAAAAUUUGAGCUUGCAACAAUUAAUCCAUCUUUCAUUAUUGGUCCUCCAUUGACGCUUGCGACAUCAGAUGGGUUCUCUCUUGGUUCCGUUAAGAAAGUCUUUACAAAAAAGGUUCCUGCCAUUGUUCACGUUAGCAUGGCAAUGGUUGAUGUCCGUGAUGUUGCAGCUGCUCACAUUGCAGCAAUGGAGACUCCAGAAGCAGCAGGCCAGAGGUAUUGUGUCGACUCUGGUCGAAAUCUCUGGUGGAAGGAGGUAGCUGACAUUAUGACUGAAGAAUUUGGUCCUCAAGGUUACAAGCCGGCCUCUUUUGUAAUGCCUAAGAUUGGUGUUGGUAUUUUGAAGUUUUUUGAUGACACGUUGAAACGAGUGUAUCCAAUGAUUGGGAAAACGGUAACGUUCAACAGCGCAAAGAUGAGAUCCCAACUAGGCAUUGAACCACGGGAUCCUAAAAUAAGCAUCAUUGAUUCGUGCUAUGGAUUGAUUGAGAUUGGAGCUGUCGAGAAGACACCAUUGUAUAAAGGACGGACUGAUGAUGAAAGCAAAGGAGAUGCCAAGCAAGAAGAAAAGACUAAGGAAUAAAACAGCUGAUGGCUGUUUCAUUAAUAAAAAUUACAUUACGUCAUUUUAAAUU